AUGUACGCGCCUCAAGCCGGAUACAAGGAGGACGUGGAAGAAAAGUUUUUGCAGGAUUUUGAUAGUAUUCUGAUUGGAAUUCCAGAGAGUGAAGAGAUUUGUAUAGGAGGUUAUUUUAAUGGACAUGUGGGAGUUACAAAUGAGAGCUAUGAAAGGGUGCAUGGAGGAUGGAAGUAUGUGAGCCGCAACGAUGAUGGGGACCAGUUGUUCCAAGCUGCGACCGCCUUUAACCUGGCAGUGGUGAAUACGUGGUUCCAGAAAAGUCCUAAACACCUUAUCACCUAUAAGAGUGGUAACCACGCGACACAAAUUGACUAA
Bombyx mori (domestic silkworm) is the source of this 318-nucleotide messenger RNA. RefSeq lists its product as uncharacterized. The transcript has a single exon. NCBI's taxonomy places the organism in Eukaryota, Metazoa, Arthropoda, Insecta, Lepidoptera, Bombycidae. Gene Ontology annotation, biological process: chromatin remodeling. Gene Ontology annotation, cellular component: nucleus. The record is from RefSeq and is a predicted model, not a curated record. Bases 1 to 318 code for a protein of 105 amino acids.